UAAUUCUACAAAACUGCUAUAAAAGAACUCAGCGGCUCAAUAUAAACCUCUGCUGAAAUCACAGGAGUCUUUUAAAACCUCUGCAGGGCAACCUUUGGAUUCCCUCACAGCAUUUUUUGAGACAAUCAUUGCCUUGGACGUUGGGUUGGAGAGAAGAAACCUGAGGAAAGAAAUGAGACAGUCCAGUACCCGAGUCGUACUACUUGUGCUAGGCUGUAUCUUCGGUGCCUACAGUGCAAAUGUCACCAUUGAGUCUAAUCCGCCAAUGAAUGGAGGGUUGGUUCAGACCAAACCAGAGGAGACCGUGUCCCUGACCUGCACAGUCGACGACUCUGCCAUGCCUGAAGAACUGCAGUGGCUCAGAAACAACCAACAAGUCAGUCUGGGUGAUGGAAACCAGUUAAUCACCAGCCACGUGUGUGUGCAGCCAGUCACCAGAGACGAUAACGGAGUCAUCUUUACCUGCCAGCUGAAGUCUAACAUGAACGUCAAAACCUCCAUCCAGUUAGAUGUUCAAUAUCCCCCAACCAUGGGUGUAGAUGAGGAAAUGUGGGUCGAGGAGAAAAGUGAAGCCAGUCUCUCCUGCGAUAUUCACGCUAAUCCUCCAGUAAGUGUAGUCUGGAAGAAGGACGACAAGCUUCUGGAUCUUUCUUCCAGCAACUACAGGACAAGCAACGACGGGUUUACGGCUACGCUUUUCAUUUCCAACGUUAAACGAGGUGUGCACCAGGGCGUGUUCGCUUGCGAGGCCGACUCGGUCAUCACUGGAGUUACCAGAAAGAACUUCAGUAUCACGGUUGUAGACCAAGUGAUGAAGUUCCCUCUUGGGCCUGCAAUCACUGGUGUGGUGGUCAUCCUGUUGACAAUCAUGUUGGCUGUAAUUUCCAGAUGGGAAAAGAUUAUGAAGUGCUUUAAAAAGGACUGACGCUCCAUGAAGUGGGCCAUCGUGUGCAGCCCAUCACAGCCGAGUGCACUGUACUGACAAUCACAAAGAGCACAUGGAUAAACCAAACACUUCAUAUAUAAGGUGUUCUGCUUAAAUAAAAGGUUUAAAUCA
Messenger RNA from Silurus meridionalis, 1057 nucleotides. RefSeq names its product transmembrane and immunoglobulin domain containing 1 (gene tmigd1). The record is from RefSeq and is a predicted model, not a curated record. Gene Ontology annotation, molecular function: cell adhesion molecule binding. The transcript has 6 exons. Bases 173 to 925 code for a protein of 250 amino acids. Gene Ontology annotation, biological process: cell-cell adhesion. NCBI's taxonomy places the organism in Eukaryota, Metazoa, Chordata, Actinopteri, Siluriformes, Siluridae. Gene Ontology annotation, cellular component: cell-cell junction.